UAUUUUGAGAAUAUGAUCAACACAUGCAAAUAAUUAGGAACAUCGAUCAGAAAAAAUCACGGAUCCAUAUUUAUCUCCGAGCUCUCUUUAUUAAUUCUUUCCCCACUUUAAUUUGGAUGUCUUCCAUCGAUCUGAUCACAAGGCAGCCGCAGGGUAUCACAAGGUUGUUAGACGGGAAGAGAAGAGAAGAGGAAGGUGACCGAUCGAUCGAUAGAUUCCAUGGCGAGAUCGAGCGCCGAUGACUUCGAGCUGAGGCGAGCAUGUGAGGUGGCCAUCGACGCUGCCAUCAACAAACAAAAAGUGGUGCUGUCGAUCCGCGUCGCCAAAAGUCGUGGCGUCUGGGGCAAGACCAGCAAACUGGGGCGACAGAUGGCCAAACCCAGAGUCCUUGCCCUCACCACCAAAGCAAAAGGUCCAAAAAUCAAGGCUUUUCUUCGUGUUUUGAAAGAUUCAGGAGGAGGAGGAGUACUUGAGCCUGCAAAAAUUUACAAAUUGAAACAUCUUUCAAAAGUGGAAGUCUUGCAAAAUGAUCCAAGUGGUUGCUCAUUCAUGCUGGGAUUUGAUAAUCUUAGAAGCCAAAGUGUUGCUCCUCCUCAGUGGACAAUGAGAAACAAAGGUGACAGGAACCGCAUACUUCUAUGCAUUUUAAACAUGAGCAAGGAGAUAUUGGGACGUCUUCCAAAAGUUGUUGGGAUAGACAUAGUGGAGAUGGCUCUCUGGGCAAAGGAAAAUAAUACUGCAGUAAGCAGUCAAGUUAUUACUCAUGGUGGGCAAGAUGCAUCUGGUUUGAUUCAAGGUCACUCACAAGUUACUGUCGAAAGAGAUCUUGUUUCACAAGCUGAAGAAGAGGACAUGGAGGCUCUCCUUGGCACGUAUGUUAUGGGAAUUGGUGAAGCAGAAGCAUUUUCAGAAAGGUUAAAGAGGGAACUUCUGGCUUUAGAAGCAGCAAAUGUUCAUGCACUUGUUGAAUGUGAAUCCAUAAUAGAGGAGGUAUUGCAAGGAUUAGAAGGUGCCAGCACAUGCGUGGAAGAUAUGGAUGAGUGGCUUGGCAUUUUUAAUGUGAAACUUCGGCAUAUGAGAGAGGAUAUUGAAUCAAUUGAAUCGCGUAAUAAUAAGUUGGAGUUGCAAUCCGUGAGCAACAAGGCUCUCAUUGAGGAACUUGAUAGAUUACUUGAACGCUUUCAAAUCCCUCAAGAGUAUGAGGAAUGUCUCACAGGAGAUUAUUUCGAUGAGGCCAACGUGCAUAAAAACGUCGAGGUUUGUGAAUGGCUAACUGGUGCCUUGCACAAUCUCGAAGCGUCAAAUUUGGAUCCCUGCUAUGCAAGAAUGAGAGGUAUCAAGGAAAAACGUGCAGAACUUGUAUUAUUAAAAUGCACAUUUGUUUGCCGAGCAUCAGAGUUUUUACGAAAUUACUUUCCAAGUUUGGUGGACCAGAUGAUGAAUGACAAGAGCUUAUUUUCUCAGCGUGGACAACUCAAGAGACCUGACCAUGCAGACCUCAGGUAUAAAUGCAGGACAUAUGCAAGACUUCUGAUGCAUAUAAAGACGCUUGACAAAAAUUUCUUGGCCCCUUUGCGAAAAGCUUUCUGUCAUUCUCUAAAUGUGUUGCUUCGUCGAGAGGCACGCGAAUUUGCUAAUGAACUCCGUGGUGCUACCAAAGUAGCAAAUACUAAACCAAUACUCUGGCUCGAGGGCCCGAUAUCUGCAUGUCAGGGAGCUAAUGCAGAUUCUUCUUCAGUUUCUGAAGCAUACUCUAAGAUGCUGACAGUUUUCAUUCCUCUUCUUGUGGAUGAGAGUGCUUUUUUUGCUCAUUUUAUGUGCUUUGAUGUUGCGGUACUUGCUUCAUCUGAUGGAACUGCUGUUAGCUCUACCCAGCCAAUGAUGGUUCCUCAAGGCAAUGAUGCUGCUGAGCUCGCAAUUCUAAAUGAAUGUCUAAAAGAACUGCUUGCUGGGCUUGAGGAGGAUUUUUAUUCGAUCGUGGAUUGGGCGUACAAAAUUGAUCCAUUGUGCUGCAUAACGAUGCAUGGUAUUACAGAACGGUAUCUUUCAGCCGACAAGGCUGAUACUUCUGGGUUUGUGCACCUUCUGCUUGAUGAAUUGGAAAUAAGGAUCUCAAUGCUGUUCAGCAGGUUUGUUGAUGAUGCUUGUUAUUCAGUGGAGAAAUAUGAACGUGGACGGCAAACAGGAGUUCUCCCUUGCAUUCAAAGGUUUGCAAUUCUCGCAUCACGCAUGGAACAAUACACCCAAGGCCAGUCAAGGGAUUUGGUCGAUCAAGCUUACACUAAAAUUGUUAGCAUCAUGUUUGUGGCAUUGGAGAGGGCUGCGCAAGUUGACUCCAAGUAUUCUGAUAUUGUUCUUCUAGAAAACUAUGCGGCUUUCCAGAACAGCCUGUAUGACUUAGCCAAUGUCGUACCAACCCUGGCAAAGUUCUAUCACCAAGCUAGUGAAUCAUAUGAGCAGGCUUGCCUUCGUCACGUUAGCAUGGUCAUUUACAUACAUUUUGAAAAACUGUUCCAGUUUGCCCGCAGAGUUGAGGAAUUGAUGCACACCAUUCCGCCUGAGGAGAUUCCCUUCCAAAUUGGAAUGUCAAAAGCUGAUCUUCGUAAAAUGUUGAAGUCUAGUUUAUCAGGGCUUGACAAGAUCAUCAAUGCUAUGUAUCGUAAGUUACAGAAGAAUACAACUGCUCAGGAGUUGUUGCCUUCUUUAUGGGAUAAAUGCAAGAAGGAAUUUCUUGAAAAAUAUGGAAGUUUCGUCCAGCUUGUCGCCAAAAUAUAUGUCAAUGAGCCUGUUCCUUCUGUGGCAGAGAUGAGGGACGCACUCGCUUCAAUGUAAACAAAUCGUUUCUCAAUUCUUUCUUGUUUUUCAGGUCUCAUAUGAUCCUUUCUAUUAUCACAUUAUUAUAUAUGUGUUUAUUUUUUCA
This is a messenger RNA of Zingiber officinale, 2920 nucleotides long. RefSeq names its product exocyst complex component SEC3A-like. NCBI's taxonomy places the organism in Eukaryota, Viridiplantae, Streptophyta, Magnoliopsida, Zingiberales, Zingiberaceae. Bases 220 to 2832 code for a protein of 870 amino acids. The record is from RefSeq and is a predicted model, not a curated record. Gene Ontology annotation, cellular component: plasma membrane; exocyst. Gene Ontology annotation, molecular function: phosphatidylinositol-4,5-bisphosphate binding. The transcript has 25 exons. Gene Ontology annotation, biological process: Golgi to plasma membrane transport; exocytosis.